AAAAUGUAAGUGUUGAAUCGAAAUAAACAAGGAAACGGCUACCAAUAAUGCAAGAUAUAGUGUUCAAUGAAAAGCAUUUGAAGAAGUUUAUAUCAAUUUAAACUAGAAAUGCCAUUUGGUAAAGUGGAAGGAUUGUUUUUAUGUGGGUAGGUGCACAAUUUUUUUGCAAACUUAAAUAAACCAGCGCGGAUUUUAUUUUACAUGUCUGGAUAGUUAUGGACAACAGCGAGUAUUUUCCCAUGAAAGGAAUGUUAAGAAUAUUGGCAUAAAAGAUGUGUGCUAUGCAAGGUAGGAAUUACAUGAAAAAAGUUGAACAGAUCUUGUGUCCUCUAAGAAAGGAGAAUAUUUUACAUAUUUUGCAAUAUUUUUCUAGUCUAUCAACGAGAUCACUAAAGGGCCACGAAAUACGUACUAACUAUCUCAAAUUUUCAAAUCUGCUCUGAGAUUGGAAACAUUAACCAGCAAAUAAAGUCGUAACUAUGUUUGGGAACAAUUUAAAGACCUUGUUAGUUGCAUCAUCUUAAAACCAGCUUUAGAGCGAAAAAAAAAGAGCAAUGAAAUCUAAGAUUCGAUAACAAGUGUGUGUAUAAAUCUACAUCUAAGGGAAGGGAAGAUAUAUAAAAUUAAAUGUUAAAAUCUUGGUGUAGCUGCAGGGGCGAAACAAGAACAGUCCUGCCCCAGACUAAAUAUCGUUAUGUUCGCCCGAUAGUGUAAAUAAGCGUUGAGUUCUAUUUUUUCGUAAAAAUUUGUUGAUUGCACUGUCCCUGUUACGUAUUAUUCCCAAACGACAAACUAUCAAGCUAAGAUUAAAACUACGGUCUAGCUAACGAAAUCCGGAAAAGGAAGAGAUUAAAAGUUAUAUCACCAACAGCUUUCACAAUAGUCAUUGCGCACCAGAAAAAAUGUAAAAAACGAUGUUUCUUUUAUCCAAGAUAUUGGGAACGCAUAGCUUCUUUUCAAAUUUCGCACCAGAAACAAGACUGACUGUUGUGUGGAAUGCUUAUUUUGUAUUUUAGCUUGCAAACCAGACCAAUUUAAUAGAUACUGUCCUUCUGUCCUUAGAAAAUUUAAACAAAACACUAGACAUCAAUUUUAACUUCCAUUCACGAUUUACAUAUUCACAUAAGCUUCAUUUAACAACAAUUAAUUUCCAAUUUAACUAUUAAAUCACAAAUUAAAAUUGAUAGCUGUAAUGAGAUUUUCGUUAAUGUUUAUAUAGCGGUUUUUAACUCACAGCACGAGAUUGAUUGUCUAAAUAACAGCUUCAUUUCCACGAGGUUUAUGAUAGUAAAGCUUACGCUGUCUCAGUCAUUUAAAAUACAUGACCGAUUAUUGAUAUGAAGGAAGUAGUGCAGUCUAGUGGGAGAAUCUAAUAUACGAGGUCUGGAAACUGAAAACAACAGCUUAUGCAAAAUGGCUGCUGUUUCGUCGUCAACAACAACAACUGCUACGUCAACAUCAACAACAACAACAUUAACAUCACCUACCACAUCAGCAAAUACAUCUGAAGUUAAGUCCAAAUGGAAAAAACUUGCUUUUAAAGGGAUGGCUGCUAAUUCUCUUGUGAAGGCUCCUAAACAAAUUGCAGCGGAGACAAAAACGUCGAAAAUGAGAGCAGAAUGGAAUGCAAUGAAAGGGAGGGAUGGUGGUGAAGAAUGGAUAAGAUGUAGAAAUAUGGAAAAAAGAAGAGAGAUUGAAUCCUUGAAAAGAUUUAAUGACGAAUUGAAGGGACAGAUUUCGCAGAUUAAGGAAACAUUAAAAGAAAAGGAAGCAAAAUUGCAAGACAUCGUAAAAAAAGAAAGACAUACAUCUGAUGGAAAGGAAUAUAUUCUGCUAGACGAACAAGUGCAUAAACAAAAGGAAGAUAAUUAUGUUAAAACGAAAGAAAAAUUAAAGAAGUUGGAACAAAACUGUCGUGAUCUUCAAUCUCUGCAUGAAGUUUUACAAAACGAAAAGAAGGAAUUGAAAGAAAAAUUGAAAGUGAAAAUCAUGGAAUCCGAGCUUGAUAAGUCAACAAUUUCAAGUCUUGAAGCAGAAAAGGAAAUCCAACGUGUGAACCUGGAACAAGCUGAAGUCGACUUGAAAAAAGAAAAAGAUGAAAUAACGAAUAUGUGUAAAAUGUAUGAGCAAAGAAUAAAGAAAAAUGAAGAAGAAAGAUGGAAUAUUGAAAACAAAAACAAGGAAAUGUUAAACGAAUUAAAAGAUAAAUGCAACAGCGUUCAAACUCUAGAUAAUGAACUGAACAACAGCGCAAAACGUAUUACUGAACAAGAAUUUGAGAUUGACGAUUUAGUCAAAAUGGUGUCGGACUUAGAAGUUGAAAAAGGCCAAUUGGAAGACGAAUUAAAAGGCUUAAGAGAAGAUCAUACAGCAUUGACUCUAAAAUUAAGAUCUUCAGAGGAUAUUAUCAAAAAAUUGGAUAACCAAGGAGAAUUGACAACGAAUAAAGUUGAGGAAUUAACUAAAGAGGUUGCAAACAGGAAUAUUGCUAUUUCUGGUAUGAAAGAAGAUGCUGUCAACUAUAAACAAAAAAUAGACUCCUUGCAGAAAGAAACGGAUGAAAAAAUUUCAGAACUGAAGAAGGCAUCUGAGCAGAGAGAAGAGGACCAAUCACAUUAUAAGGCAUCAAUGAAAAAAAUUCAAGGGAGAUUAAAUGAAUUGCAGCAAGGAUUUACAAAGUUUACAAGUGACAUGGAAAAGCAAAUUCAAGAGAAAAUUGCUUCACUCGUAAAUUUGAAGGAAUGUGAAGGCAAAUUGAGUAAAGACCUAACUAAUUUUCAGAAUAAAGUAAUCCAAAAGAAUGAACAAAUUGUGAAGUUGGAGGACGAAAUGGAAAAAGAAAGGAAACACUUUGAAAAUUUUAAAGAGGAAACGAGAAAAUGUAGAGAAAAUAACGAGCAUGUUAUUAAAAAUCUUCGUGAAGAAUUGAAUACGGAAAAACAGGUAGCAAAGAAACUUAACAACGAUAUAAAUGAGAAAACAAGAGAAUUCACGAAGCUAUUAGAAACUUUAAAAUCUGGAUUCGAAGAAAGUCUUUCAAUUGCUGAAGACAGGAUAACAUCUAAAAGAAUACAAGUGGAGGCACUGGAAGGCGACAAGGAAAGAUUAACAGAAGAGACUAAAAACCUUAAAGCUCAAAUUGAGAUAUUAUCGCAAGAGAAAAAUAAUUUGAACAAAGAGAGUAAAUCACUUCAAACCAAGUACGAGAAUGAACUAUCAAACUUAAAAAAUCAAUUGGAGCUUUCCAAUGCAAACUCAUCUGAUCAGGAAAAAAUCUUCAAAGAGAAACUUUCAGAAGAGCAAAAGACAGUUGAGGAUUGGAAAACAAAAUUUUAUGAUUUGAAAGAAAAGGUAAAAUCGACAGAGGAACAAUUAAAUAGUGAAAUUGAACAAUUAAAACAAGACGUUGUUCAAGAAAAUAAAAGGAAGGAAGAUUUAAAUCAUCAACUGGAUGACUGUGAAGAUCAAAACAAAAUCCUGAAUUCUAAAUUAGAAAAUCUUAAAGUCUGCAAUGAAAACCUUAACAUCGAGGUCAAUAAACUUAAAGAUGAAAGUUCAAAGCGACAAAUAGAUUUAGUACAGAAAGAGAAGGAAUAUACUAUUACCCAUAAAAAAUUAAAGAAAAGUAUUGAAGAAUUAAAUAGUUGCUUAGAAGAAGAAAGACAACACGGACUAAGUGAAAUUAAAAAGAAAGAAGAUGAAAUAGAACGACAAAAACAUCUCCUUCAAAUUUCACAUAACGAAAUGGAAAUUCAAAAGUCAUCUUUAGAAUCAAUGAAUGAAAAAUUAAUAAGCGCAAGUAAAGAGAUAAUGAAGCUUGAGUUAGAGAAGAAAGAUUUGAAGAAACAUUGUGAAGAUCUUACCGAUAAUGUAAGAAAAGAAACAGUAAUAUUCCAGACCAGAAUAACUAAUUUAGAAGACUCUUUACAAGAAUACGAAGACAAAUACUCUAAGCUUGAAUAUGACAAUAGCAAAUUGCAAAAUAGUUUGCAAGCACUACAGGAGCAAAUUAACAUCAUGAAAGGAGAUCUAGAAUUUAUAAACCAAGAAAAUCAAAACCUGGUAAACGAGUUAGGCUGUUCAAAAGAGAGAAUAAAAGAACUAGAAAAUAUAAAUAAACUGCUCAUUUCUGAAAUUGAAAAUCUAAAAGAACAGGAAGAACAACAAUUAGUUAUGUUUAAACGAAACUACGAAUCUCAGAAUAGGCAACAUAAAGAAACAUUAUCAGUGCAGCAACAUCUCACUGAAAGUGUAGAAUACCAGUUACAUCAUGAGAAACAGAAAGUAUUGUCGAAAGAAAAGGAAAUUAAAGAAGCGAAUAGAAAGUACCAGGAAGCUCUUCUAGAUUUCAAACAACAGGAUAAAGCGUUACGAGAUGCUAACGAAACAUACAUGCUCGAAGAAAUAAAUCGUAUUCAGAGAGAAUGCCGAAACAAGAUUAUCGAGCUGGAAGCUGAACAAGAGCAAAAUAGUUAUGAGUUACAACAAAGUUUCGAAGACAAGUUUGCGCAACUGAAUAUUGAUCUUGAGGAAUCCAAACACGACGAGGUUGAAAUUGUCAAGGAAGAUUAUCGGCAGAGACUUCAUGCAGUUAUCCAUCAAAGAGAUGAACUUAUGAUUGCGUUGAAGAAAAUGGAAACAGUUCUACUUGAUCAAAAAUUGGAUUAUGUAUACGAAUCAAAAGAGUUAAAAGACGAACUCAAGUCAAAAGUCAAAGAACUCGACCGUCUUCAGGUUAAAUACGAUGCGCAAAAUAAAGUUGUGGACCAUAUGUUGACGUCAUUAGAACAAGAGCGAUCUGCACAACGUGGAUCAAAGGAGAUAUUGGAAACAUUGAAUAAGUUAGAACGUCAAUUUAACGAGCAGUUUUCGUGUUCAAAACAUACACUGUCAACUCCAAGGGACAGCGUUGAUAGUCUCUUGGAUGAAUCGUGUACAGUCAGUAUUUUUGAUGGUUCCUGUCAUGAAUUCAAUAUUACAUGGCCACAACCAGUUAAAAACUACCAACCAGAUAACAGGAAAAAGUCAACAGAAUCCAUGAUGGAGAUUCCCUCAAGAAUCAAAGAAAAAAUUGAAGAGAUUAGAGCUGAGAUCACAUUACGGCUGAAAGACAUAGAUAACUUUCAAAAACCUCCUUCUUACAGACAAAGCAGUCCUCAUCGCUAUGAUGACCUAGACUACAUGGAUGGCAUGUUUCUUCAAUCAGGAGAAAGUUCUCUAUCACCACAUCAAUAUAACGAAGAAACGAAAAGAAAUCAAAUAAGGUCGUUGUCAAAAGCAGAUUCUAUGAACAAGAUUACGGACUCUGGCUUCACAGAGACGUCCUACCAUUCAAUAUACAUUCAGAGCCAACUGCGAGUUAUAAACGAUAUAUUUUCCAAAUUGAAUCGCCUAUGUGGUGUGAUAAAGAAAGAACAAUAUAAAAUGCCUGAAAGGAGAUGGCAUCAUGAAUUGGAAACUUGGAAGAAACAGGUACACCAUCGCUUACAAUUACUGCAUGAUAAUGUUAGUGAAACAACUUUAACAUCGAGAACCAGUAACACUGAUGUAGAAAAGCAUUUACCGAACGUAUACACAAAGUCCAUUGUGUUUCGUCCAUCUGCAAAUGAAGUGAAAGCUAUUAUUGAUAAUGUAAACAGAAAGUAUGAAACCACAAGAUUAAGGCGGUAGUUUUUAAGAAAAACACUAAAUUUUUGAGAAAGUCUUGAAACAUUCUCUAUCUUUUGCAUAUUAAAAUCUGAAAUAUAGUUCUUCUUGCAAAUAAAAAUUCUUGCAUGUAUAUUCACUAGACACAAAGUCAUGUCAAGAUUGAAGCGUUCUGGCCAUGUUUUAAAUUUUUGGCUAACUACUAAAAUAUUCUUAUUGUUUUGAUAACGACAUCAUGUAUGUUUUCGUUUAAGUUAUUUCUUAUAUAGAUUUGCUAACUUACA
Molecule: messenger RNA, 5930 nt
Organism: Hydractinia symbiolongicarpus
Lineage: Eukaryota; Metazoa; Cnidaria; Hydrozoa; Anthoathecata; Hydractiniidae
Exons: 4
Coding region: 1414-5670 (1418 amino acids)
Source: RefSeq, a predicted model, not a curated record